AUGGACAUCGAGGCACUGUGGCAGUUGUUGACUGAAUUAACAGUGUACUUUGAGGAACCAACAGGGCAGUACGAUGCCAAAGUGUUUUCAAGGGUCCAAAUUUCUGGCCCACGCAUGCAUACUCAGAGCCCCAUUCCAGUAUUUCGGUGUGUGUUUACCUAUUGCAUCGCCCUCUGGUGUAUUGGUCUAAGUACAAUGUCUGGAUUCACCGGUCUAAACAAGGCAGCUUAUCAGUGUGCCCACCAGUUGACCACAUGUGUCUGGGGUACGGUAGCCUUCUUUGAGGAAUCCAAUGCCACUACUCAAGCUCUUCGACUCUUGACCUCACUCAAACAUGUCUCGGUGACACGGAUACCUGCAGUCAGCCCCAGGCUGCAACCGCCUCUCAUCUGCUCAUUGCACUUAUUUGUUGACUCAUUAGGCUCGCAUAAGGCACAGGCCUUUGGUUUGCUCCCCGCUGUUUUACCACACCGUCGCAUUGUAUUCAUCGAAUCUUUCAUCGUGUAA
Messenger RNA from Colletotrichum lupini, 507 nucleotides. RefSeq lists its product as uncharacterized. The record is from RefSeq and is a predicted model, not a curated record. The transcript is spliced from 5 exons. NCBI's taxonomy places the organism in Eukaryota, Fungi, Ascomycota, Sordariomycetes, Glomerellales, Glomerellaceae. The coding region runs from base 1 to 507 and encodes 168 amino acids.